AGGGGAUCAAGAAAGGUAGAAUGAGCAGGGCAUGGUAGUUGACAAUUCACGAGGCUGCUGCAAGAUAAGCUUCUUUUUUUCUUUGUCAUAAAUCUUCAAUAAAUGCUCAACAGCCAAUUUAGUUCAUCCCCGUCGUCUCCACAGACCACAGUUGCCUAUUUUAGAAAUUUCCAUUCCCAUCAUAUCUACCUACCUCUUUCCAUCACCCUACAGAACGAUUAUGGAAACUACUCAGGCAGAACAUCGAUGGGAGGACCAAGAAUAUGACGAAUUGGAGGAGAGUUUGAUUAGUAGAAGAAAGAAUCUCAAACAAACGCCAAUUUUCACGACCAUCAAUGAUGAUUUCAGCAGCAACAAUGGUGGUUCAGUUGGUGUCUCGAAUGGUGAAGAUCAAGAAAAAGAAGAAGAUGAAGUCAAAGACUUAAGUCAACAAAAUGGCAUAAAGGUUGAUGAAGAUGAUAUAGAGAAAGAGAAACAACAGACAUCGGAGUAUCUUGUUUAUUAUGACGCAGAUAAAGGAAUAUGGAAAUGUCGAAUCUGCUCCUGGGAUUAUGAGGGUAACACUUGUGUCACCAAUCAUAAUCAGAGAAUCUGUUUGUUUCAUGAAACCAAAGAUACUGGGUUGCGUCUUCAAUCAUCAAAAGGGGAAGCAAAUGGUGUUGAUUCAACUUUUCAUGGGAAAAUCCCCAUGAAAGACAACAUCAAUAUAACAAUACAUAAUCAAGAAAACGACUUCAAUAUAAGAAUACACAAUCAAGAAAACGGGAAUGGCCUGGACUUUGUUAUCAACAACCAAAUUGGUGAACAUGAAAAGCAAAAUAACUUAUCGGAUAACUGCCUUCAUCCAUCAGAAAUAUCAUUUGAAGAAGUUGACAAAACAGAAAGCAGCGAAAUUGAAGUGAUUAAAGAUGUUGAGGAUGAAUUUGAUGUGGAGACAGUGAUAAAGAAGCAAGAAACACAUGAUUUAUUCUGUCCAAAUUGCAAUUCUUGUAUCACGAAAAGAGUUAUUCUUCGUAAAAGGAAACGUAAAAUCCCGGUUCCUGGUGAAAUUGCAAAGCGUAACAAGCCCGAAACUUCAAAUCCUUCAGAAGUGAAUCUUGUUUCUGAUGAUAUUCAACCGUUAAUAUCUAAUGAAGAUGAUCAUGAGAGGGAUCCAGAUGUAUUCAGAUGUUUGUCGUGUUUCAGCAUUUUUAUGCCUUCAGGGAAUGGAUUUAAGUUGUUUGGUAAUAAAAGCAACCAAGAAAACAAUCAAACUUCUCAUAAUGAAGUGGCUGUGAAGGAAAGCUGGUUUUCUAGAAUUUUUGCAUCAAAUAAGGUGGAGCAAUUAAACAACCAAGGUUCAUCAACUACCACAAUUAUUAAAAUGGAUUUGGAAAAUGGUCAAGUUCAAUCAGCUACUGUUACUGUUAAUCAGCAACAACAAUACUCGAAUCCCAUAGAUUCAGACAUUCCUACUCCAAGUAGUGUUGUUAAUGGAGAUGAGAAUGCACUUCCUUCACCACAAGGAUUUGAUACUAUUAAACAACCGAUUGCUCAUGAAUCAGAUAAUAAUGUAAAAGAGAGCAACGGAUCACAUACCACCAAUGGUAACAUGGAUUUGGAAAAAGAUCAAAUCGAAUCAGCUACUCCAAGUGUUAAUAGAGAUUACAGUGCAUCUUCAGCACAAGGAUCUAAUACAUUUAAACAACCGAUUGCUGAUGAAUCAGAUAAUGAUGUAAAAGAGAGCAACGAUUCCCAAUUAGCAGACAACACAGAUGGCGAUCAGCUAGUUACAUCUUACCAUACAGAGUUCAACAGCCAAAGUGAUUACCCAGGAAUGUUUGUAGUGAAGCCACCACUUAAUCAUGUAGAACCUGAACAAGAUUUUGUUUUUUCACAUCAUCCUGAUGGAUUAACGCUUCAUGUUCCUCCAAACAUCGGAUCUUUAAUCAUCGACAAUUCACAAAUGAACCAACUGCUUGAUGUCACCAUUCAAAACAACAAUCCAGAUCUUGAAAUUGGGAGUCGUGCUGUGGAGCAAAGUGGUGAAACAGGUGGUCGGAGUUUGGACAUUGUUAAAAGCAUUGUGUACGGUGGGCUUUUAGAAAUAAUCGCUAGUCUAAGUGUUGUGGCUUCUGCAGUUGGUGCUGAUGCUUCCACGUUGAAUGUGUUGGCAUUGGGAUUGGCUAACAUAUUUGGCGGAUUGUUGGUGAUUAGUCAUGAUCUUUGGGACCUGAAAAACGAAGGCAGAGGAUCUUCUUCUUCAGAAGAGGAUCGAUACCAGCAACUUUUGGGGCGAAGAGUGGAUUUCCCGCUUCACAUGUUGGUGUCUCUGUUAUCGUACCUGCUGUUUGGGUUCCUUCCACCGGUUGUAUAUGGGUUUUCAUUCCGUGAGAGCAACGACAAAGAUUUCAAGCUUCUCACGGUGGCUGCCGCCUCGAUUGUGUGCAUCAUGAUACUGGCUGCCGGAAAAGCGUAUGUGCAGAGCCAGAGCCUCAACAGGUCUUAUAUCAAGACUAUUUUCUACUACAUGGCAUUUGGGUUUGCGGUGUCGGGUGUUUCUUAUAUGUUCGGUGGGUUGAUUAUGGAGUUAUUGGAUACGAUCGGUUUAUUCCCACCGGCUUCGGGUCAAGUUGUGAACCCGAGUUUUCCUUUUCAUGGAGCAGGUGCAGACCCGACCCUAAUUGCAACGUAUUAGUCAAUAUUUUGGAAGGGAGGGGGAGGGAUUUUUAUGAUUUUGUAGUUUUGACUUUGAGUUAUAGCUUGGAACUAGGUGAACUUUGUGAUCUUUAUUUAUGCUGAGGUUUGAGGUUUUGCAUUGCACAUCAUUUAAAUGUAUGUUUUCCUGGAAGUUGGUAUAUUUUUGUUUGGCAAAAAUGUAAGUUUU
Messenger RNA from Lactuca virosa, 2866 nucleotides. NCBI's taxonomy places the organism in Eukaryota, Viridiplantae, Streptophyta, Magnoliopsida, Asterales, Asteraceae. The record is from the annotation of a GenBank genome assembly.